Molecule: messenger RNA, 1579 nt
Organism: Nematolebias whitei (Rio pearlfish)
Lineage: Eukaryota; Metazoa; Chordata; Actinopteri; Cyprinodontiformes; Rivulidae
Gene: glyctk
Product: glycerate kinase
Exons: 4
Coding region: 1-1572 (523 amino acids)
Biological process (GO): protein phosphorylation
Cellular component (GO): cytoplasm
Molecular function (GO): glycerate kinase activity
Source: RefSeq, a predicted model, not a curated record
AUGGCCCGUGUCCUUUCCCUGUUCCGGCCUCAGCCUACUCUUGCCCUUGUGGGCAGGUGGAAGCCUGCGUUCUGCAAAAUGUCAAUGGACUCACGAGCACGGGAAGUCUUUGCAGCUGCAGUGGAAGCUGUGCAGCCAGACACUGUGGUCAGGCAGAGUGUAGAGCGCAACGAGGAUUCAAUCACUAUUGACGGUCAAAGAUUCAUGCUCAAACACAACCUGCACUUAGUGGGCUUCGGGAAGGCUGUCCUGGGCAUGGCUGCUGAGGUAGAGAGGAUUAUGGGUGAUCAUUUAGUGAGAGGAAUCAUAAGUGUCCCACAUGGGAUACAGAAGACAUUACAACAGCACGGAAAAAGCCACCUGUUGCUGAAAGAAAACAGUCGAAUCAAAGUAAUGGAAGGGGCUAAGCAUAACUUACCUGACGAUGAUGCUCAGAGAGCAGCUGAAGGCAUCAAGCAGUUAGCCAGUGAGCUGACAGAAAACGAUUUGCUGCUCGUUCUCAUUUCAGGUGGUGGCUCUGCUUUAUUACCAGCACCAAUACCUCCAAUCUCAUUGCAAGAGAAAUUCGAUGUUACCCGCAGACUUUCAGCUGCUGGUGCCACUAUUCAAGAGCUGAACAAAGUGCGUCGAUCCCUUUCUUUGUUAAAGGGUGGAGGGCUUGCACACCUUGCUUAUCCUGCACAGGUUGUUGCCCUUAUACUGUCAGAUGUAAUCGGGGACCCGCUUGACUUGAUAGCUAGUGGCCCCACAGUGAGAAGUGAGGUGUGUCCCAAAGAAGUCUUGUCCAUUCUUGAACAUUACAGGUUGCUGGAUUCCCUGCCAACUUCAGUGAAGGAUGUCCUCGUGAGAGAGAAUCCCAGGUGGAAAGACAUUAGAGAUGAAUCAGAUGCACCAGAUCUUCUUAAUGUUGUCAUUGGCUCCAACACCGUUGCCCUCAAGUAUGCGAGUCGCCGUGCUCGAGAGCUGGGUUUCCGCCCUGUUGUGCUUUCACCAGGAGUGUGCGGCGACGUGAGGUCCGUCUCCAAACUUUAUGGUCUUCUGGUUCGUUUUGCCAGUUCUCGAGAGGAACCUCCUCCAGAGCUUGCAGCUGAGAUGCUCAAGCUCGGACCUGACGUAGGGAUGGAGACCUGGGAUCUGUGUCGUACCAUGCAGGUGUUGGAUGAGGGGCGUAAAGAGGGAUGGGGGGCCACGUGUCUGUUAGCUGGAGGGGAGCCCACUGUGGAGCUGACAGGCAAAGGUCGAGGUGGUCGAAACCAGGAGCUGGCUCUGCGAGUGGGACUGGAGCUGAAAGGCCUGGAGCUCCCACCUAAGGGCCCCUUGUUUCUGAGUGGUGGCACCGACGGUCAGGAUGGUCCAACUGAGGCAGCAGGGGCCAUCACUGAUGGAGGGCUGUAUGAUGAAGCCCGGACACAAGGGCUGGAUCUUGAGAACGUCCUCAGUAACAAUGAUUCUUUCACUUUUUUUUCUCAUCUCUCAGCUGGAAAACACUUGCUUGUUCCUGGUCUAACCUGCACGAAUGUCAUGGAUGUACACAUGUUACUAAUUCCAUCCAUUCUUAUAACAAUAAGCUAAUUUGAAA